This is a messenger RNA of Myodes glareolus (Bank vole), 2135 nucleotides long. The record is from RefSeq and is a predicted model, not a curated record. NCBI's taxonomy places the organism in Eukaryota, Metazoa, Chordata, Mammalia, Rodentia, Cricetidae.
UCUGCACUGUGUCCUGCAUCUUCAGCAGCUGCUGCUUGUGAAAAGGACAGUGUUGAGGUUCAUAGCGCUUCUCACCGUGGUUCACUCCAUGCUGUGUUCUUGCUGUCCCUAAAGUCCCUGGGUCCUGUGAUAUUGACAAAUUUAACAUGACAGUGGGUCCCUGCCACCCUGAAUUAGCCCCCAUAUUCCGUAAGAAAUCUCAGAACACUGUUAGUCAUACGUGCUGUCUGUCUGUCGCUCAACACUCUCACUGCCAUUCAUCAGUGUUUCUCUGUGUUCAGGUUGUUGGAUCAAAGUGGAGAGUGAAGCGUCCCCCUUUGAGCAGAGCCUGUCUGCGGAAGGAGACCUUAGUGCAUCCGUGCUCCCACAGCAAGUGCUGAGCUGUGCUGAGACACCCUUGCUAAGUGCAGACAACGCAAUGAUCAUCCAGACUUCCUCUGGUCUUCUCACGCAUCAGGUGACGUCCAGUGGCGGGGAGACACCCAGGACCACUGGGAGUGGAGAGGCCAUUCACCCCGAGAAGAAGAAUUGCAAAUGCAGUUACUGUGGCAAAGUCUUUACUAGUAUCUCUCACCUUAAUCGGCACCGGAUGAUACACACUGGAGAGAAGCCUUUCCAGUGCAGCGAGUGCGGAAAGUCCUUCAGCCAGAAAGCCUUUCUCAUCAAGCAUUUCAGAAUGCACACUGGAGAGAAGCCCUAUAGGUGCAGCGAAUGUGGCAAAGCCUUCAAGCAUAAUAUCUCCCUGGUUUCUCACCAGCGAGUUCACACAGGAGAAACACCUUUUACGUGCAGUGAAUGUGGGAAAUCGUAUAUGACCAGGUCCAACCUUACACGUCAUUAUCAAGUUCAUACCGGCGAAAAGCCGUACAACUGCAGCGAAUGCGGGAAAGCCUUUAAGGAAAAAUCCAGCCUUGUUUAUCACGCCCGGGUGCAUACUCGCGAAAAACCUUUUCAGUGCAGCGAAUGUGGGAAAUCCUUCAGCCAGAAAACCUUUCUCAUUAAGCAUUUCAGAAUUCACACGGGGGAAAAGCCUUUCACCUGCGGUGAAUGUGGGAAAGCUUUUAAGCAUAACUGCUUCCUCGUUGCUCACCAGCGAGUGCACACAGGAGAAACACCUUUUACGUGCAGUGAAUGUGGGAAAUCCUACAUGAACCGAUCAAGUCUUUUGUAUCAUUAUCGAGUUCAUACUGGAGAAAAGCCUUAGAAAUGCCGCGAAUGUGUAAUGUCAUUUAAGAAAAAAAAAAAAUCCAGGUUUGUUUAUCAUGUCCGAGUGAACACCAGGGGAAAAGGUCUUCUGAAUGUCAUGAAUCUGGGAAGUGUUAAAAAAAAAAAAAGCUUCUUAGCUUAAGAAAGACCGGUAAGUUCACAACAGAGGCGACACUUUAAGAAUAAUGUGUGUGGGAGAGUCUUUACUGUGAGGUGCAGCCUCAUCAACCAUCAGAUUUCACACGGCAGCAAAGCAGUGCCCAAGCACCGACUGUGGACCUGACUUUCUAGACUCCGGAAGAUUCACACUGGAUAGAAUAUAUGUGUUGGGCGCAGUAAAUGGGGAAAUCAUUUUCAUCAUCUACUGCCUGCACACAAGAGAAUGUUCGCUGGACACAAGUCAAGAAUGUUUCAAAGGUGAGAAAUCCUCACCCUAUUGAAUAGGAUUGGAGGAGACACCUCCAUCCUAUUGAAUUGGAGAGGUCACAGAGCUGGGAUGCAUGGUGAACCCACUGACUCUGGUAAGGCUUUGAGCAGAUGUCUGCUCUUAUUAGUGAUAGCCACACAACCCAGAUAGGUCUGUGAAUGCAGACAAAAGUCUCCAGCCAUUGGCCAACCUUGUUCAGCCUUAGGAGUGAACGAGAUCGGGAUGAGAAGUCCUGAGAGUGUGAGGGAGCCAUUAAAUAAGAAUAUUGGGGUAAGAUGAGGAUUAUUGCCAUCUUCCUAGUCCCCAAAGUUAAUACACUCCGUGGAUCUUAGUAAAAGGCAGCCCUGUGUUUUGACAUCACCAGUGUGGUAUUGGAAUUUUCAUGGCACUGAAUUUGAAUGGGGGAAUGUCAGAGUGGCCUCCCUUUAAAUAAGACAUGUUUUUAUUUUUGUUCUUUUCUCACUGAAUGCUUCAGUUCCUGGAAUAAAUGAUGUUUGCUGUA